Dromiciops gliroides (monito del monte) is the source of this 871-nucleotide messenger RNA. RefSeq names its product UPF0462 protein C4orf33 homolog. The transcript has 8 exons. Lineage: Eukaryota; Metazoa; Chordata; Mammalia; Microbiotheria; Microbiotheriidae. The record is from RefSeq and is a predicted model, not a curated record. Bases 1 to 858 code for a protein of 285 amino acids.
AUGGUCUUAAGCCAGAUCAGGUCCUACCACGCUGACUGUGGGCUCCAGUGUGCUAUCUUGUGUCUUAAGUGCAUUUAUGUGUCUAUCAAGCGACACACUUGUGUGUCUUUACAAAAAGUUGUCUACAAGUGCACAGACCCAAGGGUAAGAACUUGUGAUAGAUACCUCAGAGUCAUUAUUAAUGACAAUCAAUUCAGUAAUUAUCACUGUGCUGAAGAGAGUGCAAGAAAUUUCAAAAUUAGCCAUGGAAAUAAAUCAUUACUGGAUGGAAGGAGGGAGUUGGAAUACAGCAUUGUCACCACCUGGGACAAUCUACCAGUGACACAUAGUCCUGUUACUUUCCGCUUCAAAGCAGGGGAUCAAGGACUGCUGAUGGAAGUGAGUGCUCCCUUCUUUGAUGAUCCUCCAGCACCUCCUGGUGUCCCAGGCCAUGCUUUUAAUGGACUCUGGGAGUAUGAAGUUGUGGAAGCCUUUUUUCUAAACAGCAUAACCAAAGAAUAUUUGGAAGUAGAACUUUGCCCGCAUGGACAACAUCUAGUUCUCUUGCUCUCUGAUGGCGAUGCUUUUGCAAAAGAGCUGGAUUUAAAUUUUAGAGCUGACAUAGGUGGGGAUGAAUGGAAUGGAAUUACACUUCUUCCUUGGGAAUUUUUUCCACCUGGUAUUGACAAGUUGAAUUUAUAUGCCAUCCAUGGGUCAGAGGAUAGAAGAACUUAUGAAGCUCUUUAUCCAAUACCCCAUGAAGAGAUUGCAACUGGACAAGGACCCAAUUUCCAUCGCCUGGAGUAUUUCAAAACCUUUGAUCUGAAGUGGGUGAUGGGAGAAGACUGGGAACAGCCCCAUUCAAAGCUGUGGCCUUAGAUUUGUUCAGCUG